AUGAAUGAAGUAUUCUUCACAGCAGAAGAUUUGGGCUUGAAGUUGUUCUAUCAGGAUACAGAUAGUUUACACUUGUAUGAGAAGGACUUAGAUAAGUUAGCAGAAGAAUACAAGAGAAGGUAUAACAGAGAACUCAUUGGAAAAGCACUGGGUCAAUUUCAUUCAGACUUUGCAGAGAUUACUGCAGGACAUAUGUCUAAGGCACAAAGAUCUAUAUUCGUUGGAAAGAAGACUUACCUCGACGAAUUAACCAAUGACCUCAAGGAAAUUGCUUUCCACUGUCGAAUGAAGGGAAUCACACAGGACGUAAUUGCACUUACUGCAAACCAAAUGUUCCCAGAUGCGAUACAAGUACAUUAUGACGAGAAGAAAGGUUUGUUCUUCCCUGAGAAAGUUGGGGAAAAAUAUAGCAUCGUGGAAUUGUACAAAUCUCUUUAUGAAGGUGAUGAGAUAACCUUUGACUUGUGCAUUGGUUCGAAACCAUGCUUCAACAAAAAUAAGGACUUCACUAUUUCAACGAAGUCAUCUUUUGAACGUAAGUUAAAGUUCUAA
Trichomonas vaginalis G3 is the source of this 552-nucleotide messenger RNA. RefSeq names its product organellar and viral DNA polymerase type B. The transcript has a single exon. NCBI's taxonomy places the organism in Eukaryota, Parabasalia, Trichomonadida, Trichomonadidae. The record is from RefSeq and is a predicted model, not a curated record. Bases 1 to 552 code for a protein of 183 amino acids.